AUGGGUCCAUUUUGGACAAAUAUGUUGAGUUAUUGGAGAGCAAGCAAAGACACGACAGACAGGGUUCUGUUUUUAAAGUAUGAGGAUCUGCAAGCUGACAUCAAUUUCUACUUGAAAAGAAUUGCUGAGUUCUUGGAAUGUCCGUUAAACUUAGAGGAGCAAAUUAAUGGCACUAUUAGAAACAUAAUUGAGCUUUGUACCUUUGACAAGAUGAAGGAAUUGGAGGUAAACAAGACUGGCAAAUUUGUGCACAAGUAUGAAAACAAGGAUUUGUUUAGGAAAGGUAAAGUAGGAGAUUGGAUGAACCAUUUUUCCUCUAAGAUGGAAGAGGAAUUGUCCAAGGUUAUAGAAGACAAGUUGGCAUGGCUCAUAGACACGGUAGACCCCAUUGAUUCUACGAGACUUUCCUGGCAUCCUGACCAACCUCGGCCAUUCCAGGAGCCACCAGAGGAGGAUGAUGGACUGAUGAUCAACAUGGAAGAUUAUGUGAUCGAUGAUCAUUUCGAUCUGAACCUUGAUGGGGGCGAGGAUGGAAUGGAGAAUGAUGAGGAGAACGAGCUAUGGGGCUAA
Molecule: messenger RNA, 570 nt
Organism: Neltuma alba
Lineage: Eukaryota; Viridiplantae; Streptophyta; Magnoliopsida; Fabales; Fabaceae
Product: cytosolic sulfotransferase 15-like
Exons: 2
Coding region: 1-570 (189 amino acids)
Molecular function (GO): sulfotransferase activity
Source: RefSeq, a predicted model, not a curated record